AGAUAUGAGAUGAGGGAAGAGGGGCAGAUAAUAAUAUCAUCGUCAUCAUCAUCAUCAUCAUCAUCAUCAUCGAUCCCUCAAUUCUUUUGCUGUGUGUAAAACAAGACAAAAGGGUGCGUGGAUCUAUUUCAUCCCACCAUUUCCAGAUUUUUCAUCUCUAUCCCUACAGGGUUAGGGUUAAGGGGGACAGUAGGGUUAGGGUUAAGGAGGACAGUAGGGUUAGGGUUUGUUUGCCUCAUGACUUGCUUCCCAUCAGAUCUGCUUCAAUACUCUUCUCUUACUGUUGGGUGAACCUUCUCUGUUUCCCUUCCUUUCCUUUCUCUCAAUCUCCCUCUCCCUCUCCCUCUCCCUCUCUUUCUCUAUCGAGGAAUGGCUUCGUCUAUGCGUCCAGAUCCGAGCACCAGAAUCUGGCCGGAACCCCAGAACAGUCCACCGCCGGUGAUGAUGAUGGCAGAGGCCAUCGACCACUUCGACCGCUUGCCGGACUCUCUGCUUCUCCUUGUUUUCAACAAGAUCGGAGACGUCAAGGCGCUGGGUCGCUGCUGUGUUGUUUCGAGACGCUUCCAUACCCUUGUACCACAGGUUGAAAACGUCGUCGUUCGGGUGGACUGCGUUAUUUCCGAUGAUGAAUCUUCCUCCGCCGCUGGUUCUUUGGAAAAAUCUCGUGGACCUUUUUCGCACCUCUUUCGCCUGGUGUUCGGCGGCAUUGUGAAACCCCUCCAAGCCCUAGGCCAGUUCUUAGGUCCCAAGAGAUCCGCCCCAACGACCUCUUCUUCUCUCGCCGUAGGCGGUGGCUCCGAGGAAGAUGGGGACGUUGAUCAUCAGACUGGUGGAGUUACGCACCACUCGCCCACUCAAGUGUUGAAGAACUUCAACGAGAUUCGAUUUCUACGCAUCGAGCUUCCCAGCGGCGAAUUGGGGAUUGAGGAUGGGGUGUUGUUGAAAUGGAGAGCGGAUUUCGGAUCCACACUUGACAAUUGCGUGAUUCUGGGAGCGGCAUCCGUGAUUUGCCCAGGCCCCACAAAGGGAUCGGGGGUUCAGGACAGUGGAAAUGAUGCUUUUUGUGUUAGCAAUGGCGGAGAUGAUAAUGGAAGCAUUCCAGAGUCGUUUUACACAAAUGGAGGUCUGAAAUUAAGGGUUGUUUGGACGAUUAGUUCUUUGAUUGCUGCCUCGGCGAGGCAUUACUUGCUUCAGCCAAUAAUUGCAGAGCAUAAGACGCUGGACAGUUUGGUGUUGACAGAUGCGGAUGGGCAGGGAGUUCUGUGUAUGAAUAGGGAUCAGUUGGAAGAGUUGAGGGUGAAGCCUUUGUCGGCAUCAUCUGCAUCAAAGAGGACGCUUGUGCCUGCACUCAAUAUGAGGCUUUGGUAUGCGCCCCACUUGGAAUUGCCCGACGGUAUUGUGCUGAAGGGAGCCACAUUGGUGGCGAUUCGGCCAAGCGAGCAGUCAGUGACAAAGAAGGAGGUGUCUGAUGGAUCUUGGGUUUCAGCUGCAUUUGAGGAGCCAUAUGGGACUGCAGCAAAGAUGUUGGUGAAAAGAAGGACAUACUGUCUUGAGAUGAACUCCUUUUGAGAAUAGUGGAGGAGAAGAAUGAGGGAAUGCACAAUGGCAGAAGGAAAAGGGGAUUUGCUUGUUUUUGCAGGGCGGGGAAUCAGAGAACACAAUUUUGGUUGGGUUCAAUGUACCAUCAGAUGGAAUCAAGCUACCUCUGAGAUGCCAAUCCUGGGUUAAUUGUGCACAACAAAUCUUUCACCAUCUGUGCUUGCUUGAACUGGAGGAUAAAAUGCAUUUGCUUUUUGGUUUUAUUUCGGGCAUAUGCUUGUGAGCAUGCACACAUGCAACUAGAUGGAUGUUGUAAGAGCUUUGAGUUUGUAGUCACUUACAUUUAUUAAUCAUCUCCAUAUAUGUGAAUAUUGUAGGUAUGAAUAUUUUAUGCUUAUGUGAUAUACUUUUGAAAUUCAUUCAGAAGUGUAUUUUGCCUUUA
Vitis riparia (riverbank grape) is the source of this 1981-nucleotide messenger RNA. Its product is annotated as F-box protein At5g46170. The transcript has 2 exons. Lineage: Eukaryota; Viridiplantae; Streptophyta; Magnoliopsida; Vitales; Vitaceae. Bases 370 to 1569 code for a protein of 399 amino acids. The record is from RefSeq and is a predicted model, not a curated record. Gene Ontology annotation, molecular function: protein binding.